GAAUUAAACUUUUUUUUUUUGUCGGAAUUAAAAUCAAUAAUGGCUUUGAAGUCUAGUUCUGCUGAUGGUAAAACCAGAAGCUCUGUUCAGAUCUUCAUUGUGUUUAGUUUAUGUUGCUUCUUUUACAUUCUUGGAGCAUGGCAACGAAGUGGUUUUGGUAAAGGUGACAGUAUUGCUCUUGAGAUGACUAACAGUGGAGCUGAUUGCAACAUUGUUCCUAGCUUGAAUUUCGAGACUCACCAUGCUGGCGAAUCGAGUAUUGUUGGUGCUUCUGAAGCAGCAAAGGUGAAGGCUUUUGAGCCUUGCGAUGCUCGUUACACGGAUUAUACUCCUUGUCAAGAUCAGAGGCGUGCCAUGACUUUCCCGAGAGAUAGUAUGAUUUACCGAGAAAGGCAUUGCGCUCCUGAGAAAGAGAAACUGCAUUGUCUUAUACCGGCUCCUAAAGGAUAUGUGACACCUUUCUCUUGGCCCAAGAGUCGAGAUUAUGUGCCGUAUGCUAAUGCGCCGUAUAAAGCCUUGACUGUUGAGAAGGCUAUUCAGAACUGGAUUCAGUAUGAGGGCGAUGUUUUUAGAUUCCCUGGCGGUGGAACUCAGUUCCCUCAAGGUGCUGAUAAGUAUAUCGAUCAGCUUGCUUCGGUGAUACCUAUGGAGAACGGAACUGUUAGGACUGCUUUGGACACUGGUUGUGGGGUUGCAAGUUGGGGAGCAUACUUAUGGAGCAGAAAUGUGCGUGCAAUGUCUUUCGCACCAAGAGAUUCACACGAGGCUCAGGUCCAAUUUGCUCUCGAGAGAGGUGUUCCCGCUGUUAUUGGUGUUCUUGGCACCAUAAAGUUGCCAUACCCAACACGUGCUUUCGACAUGGCUCAUUGCUCUCGGUGUUUGAUUCCAUGGGGAGCAAAUGAUGGGAUGUACUUGAUGGAAGUUGACCGUGUGCUUAGACCCGGUGGCUACUGGAUUCUAUCUGGUCCUCCAAUCAACUGGAAAGUCAACUACAAGGCAUGGCAACGUCCCAAGGAGGACCUUCAAGAGGAACAAAGAAAGAUUGAGGAAGCUGCUAAACUUCUUUGUUGGGAGAAAAAGUAUGAACACGGCGAGAUCGCAAUUUGGCAGAAGAGAGUCAAUGAUGAGGCAUGCCGAUCAAGACAAGAUGAUCCUAGAGCCAAUUUCUGCAAAACCGAUGAUAGCGAUGAUGUCUGGUACAAGAAAAUGGAGGCAUGUAUUACGCCGUAUCCGGAGACAAGUAGCUCAGAUGAAGUAGCUGGUGGUGAGCUUCAGGUUUUCCCUGAUAGGCUCAACGCAGUGCCGCCCAGGAUCUCUAGCGGUUCGAUCUCUGGUGUUACUGUUGAUGCAUAUGAAGACGAUAACCGACAGUGGAAAAAACAUGUGAAAGCCUACAAGAGAAUCAACAGUCUACUUGACACAGGAAGGUACCGUAACAUCAUGGACAUGAACGCAGGGUUUGGUGGAUUUGCUGCUGGUCUCGAAUCCCAAAAGCUUUGGGUUAUGAAUGUUGUUCCCACAAUUGCCGAAAAGAAUAGACUUGGAGUUGUAUAUGAACGAGGACUCAUCGGUAUCUACCAUGACUGGUGUGAGGCUUUCUCUACAUACCCAAGAACAUAUGACCUGAUCCAUGCGAACCACCUCUUCAGUCUGUACAAGAACAAGUGCAAUGCGGAUGACAUUCUUCUGGAGAUGGAUCGAAUUCUCCGACCAGAAGGAGCUGUUAUAAUCCGAGACGAUGUGGAUACAUUGAUCAAAGUGAAGAGAAUCAUCGCUGGAAUGAGAUGGGAUUCGAAGCUUGUCGAUCACGAGGAUGGUCCUUUAGUUCCUGAGAAGGUUUUGAUUGCUGUGAAGCAGUAUUGGGUCACCAACUCCACCUUGACCCACUGAAGUUACUUUAUUUCUGGUGUGACCUGACAUUUUGAUCAAAUGAUAGAGCUUUCGUCCUUAGGGAAUGUGAGAGAGCUGCAAUCUCGUCUUUAAACACUUUUUGAAGUAUCUAUUUAUUAAUGUAAUAGUUUAUAUUUGUUUCCUAAUCCAAAAAACUUGGAACUUUGUG
Molecule: messenger RNA, 2059 nt
Organism: Arabidopsis arenosa
Lineage: Eukaryota; Viridiplantae; Streptophyta; Magnoliopsida; Brassicales; Brassicaceae
Source: the annotation of a GenBank genome assembly